Ctenopharyngodon idella (grass carp) is the source of this 5004-nucleotide messenger RNA. RefSeq names its product EH-domain containing 3 (gene ehd3). NCBI's taxonomy places the organism in Eukaryota, Metazoa, Chordata, Actinopteri, Cypriniformes, Xenocyprididae. Gene Ontology annotation, molecular function: GTP binding; calcium ion binding; protein binding. The coding region runs from base 498 to 2105 and encodes 535 amino acids. The record is from RefSeq and is a predicted model, not a curated record. Gene Ontology annotation, cellular component: plasma membrane; cytoplasm. Gene Ontology annotation, biological process: endocytosis; endosomal transport. The transcript has 6 exons.
UUGCCAGCAGUGGGGGCAUUUCCUCCAGUGUCGGGUUUCUCCAGCGCACUGGCAUUUAAAUCUGCGGCAGUGGGAAACCUUUGGACGUCUGUCAUCGUGAGUGAAUCUGCUCUGCUGGAGAAUUUCGCGCUCGUUUUCUUUUCUCUUUCAAAUUUCCAACACUGUAUCUCUUGCGUUCGCUGAAUUGUUGCGUCUAGCGGCGCGCGCUUGUAUUCCAACAAAGCCUGAAUGAAAAUCUGCCUGUUUGGCCAUGUUUUUGACCAUGACAUAUGCGCAGAAUAUUAUGUAAUGCAUUAUAUUUUGUAAUUAUGGUUUAGUCUUGUGAGCAUUUUGUGUCGUGAGUGGCCUAGAGACAAGGGAACAUUUUCAAUGGACUCUUAAAUACAUCUACGUCAGAAGAAAAAUCCAUUCAUUUGAAUACGGCUCGUUGGUGCAUAAAUAAUUAUCCAAGAAAAACAGAAAUAAUCGUGUAAGGUUGCCUAUACUCGAGUUGCAUCAUGUUCAGCUGGUUGGGAACCGACGACAGGAGGAAGAAAGAUCCAGAAGUCUUCCAGACUGUCAGUGAAGGACUGAAGAAGCUCUACAAAACCAAACUGCUUCCACUGGAGGAGCACUACAAAUUCCAUGAGUUUCACUCACCCGCUUUGGAGGAUGCAGAUUUUGACAAUAAACCCAUGGUUCUCCUGGUGGGACAGUAUUCCACUGGCAAAACCAGCUUUAUAAGAUAUCUCCUGGAGCAGGACUUCCCUGGUAUGCGGAUUGGUCCAGAACCCACAACUGACUCCUUCAUAGCAGUGAUGCAUGGCAACAUGGAGGGACUAAUACCAGGAAACGCACUGGUUGUGGAUCCCAAAAAACCCUUUCGGAAACUCAACGCCUUUGGCAAUGCCUUCCUUAACAGGUUUGUGUGUGCCCAGCUUCCCAAUCCUGUUCUGGAGAGCAUCAGUGUGAUUGACACUCCAGGAAUCCUGAGCGGAGAGAAACAAAGGAUCAGCAGAGGCUAUGACUUCGCUGCGGUGUUGGAGUGGUUCGCCGAGCGCGUGGACCGCAUCAUCCUCCUGUUCGACGCCCACAAGCUGGACAUCUCAGACGAGUUCUCGGAGGUCAUCAAGGCCCUCAAGAACCACGAGGACAAGAUCCGUGUGGUGCUCAACAAGGCCGACCAGAUCGAGACGCAGCAGUUGAUGCGCGUCUAUGGUGCCCUCAUGUGGUCGCUGGGGAAGAUCGUCAACACACCUGAGGUGAUUCGUGUCUACAUAGGCUCCUUUUGGUCACAUCCGUUGCUGAUUCCAGACAAUCGCAAGCUGUUUGAGGCGGAAGAGCAAGACCUGUUCAAGGAUAUCCAAUCGCUGCCCCGCAACGCUGCUCUUCGCAAGCUCAACGAUCUGAUCAAGAGAGCUCGUCUUGCUAAGGUCCAUGCAUACAUAAUUAGCUCCUUGAAGAAAGAAAUGCCUUCGGUCUUUGGGAAGGACAACAAAAAGAAGGAGCUGAUUAACAGCUUGGGUGAGAUCUACAGCCGCAUUGAGAGGGAACACCAGAUUUCCCCGGGAGACUUCCCUAAUCUUAAGAAAAUGCAGGAACAGCUUCAGGCACAUGAUCUAAACAAGUUCCAGCCUCUGAAAAUGAAGCUAUUGGAUGCCGUGGAUGACAUGCUGGCCCACGACAUCGCCCAGCUUAUGGUUCUGGUGCGCCAAGAGGAGACGCAGCGGCCCAAUCAGGUGGUCAAGGGCGGUGCCUUCGAGGGCACCAUGAACGGGCCGUUCGGACACGGAUAUGGCGAGGGAGCCGGCGAGGGCAUUGAUGAAGUCGAAUGGGUGGUAGCACGUGACAAACCCAUGUAUGAUGAAAUCUUCUACACUCUCUCGCCCGUCAAUGGCAAAGUGACUGGGGCCAAUGCCAAGAGGGAGAUGGUGAAGUCCAAGCUGCCAAACACUGUGCUGGGUAAGAUCUGGAAGCUGGCUGACAUUGAUAAAGAUGGGAUGCUCGAUGAUGAGGAGUUUGCCUUGGCUAACCAUUUGAUCAAGGUCAAACUAGAAGGUCACGAGCUUCCAAGCGAACUGCCUGCUCAUCUUUUGCCGCCAUCUAAGAGAAAAGUUACAGAGUAAGAUUGAUGGAAUCGGGAUGGAUUUUGGAAAAGCGAAUAGUGUGAAUUUAGGUUGCAGUUGAAUUAUCGAUGGCUGGACAACUAUUAUAUUAUAGAAAAAAACAGACUCCUUUGAAAUGUGUGGUUUAUGCUUCACUAGCAAGAAUGGAUUCGAAAAUGAUCCACCUUUUUUUGACCUGUGUAUGUUUUUUUUUUUAGUUUAGUUUUUUAUGAACAAGUCAUACUGUCUGCAGUGUUUAAAAUCGCUUUAUGUGUGCUUUCAGAUUUUACAGUCAUAUUUUUAUGCCAUAAUUUCAAUGUCGUCUGUUCAGCUAUCAUGACUCUAACACUGUGUCCUAGCCAGACGUGUUGCGAUAAAAGAUAAAUAUAUGUAAAACAGCACAUUUUGCCGAUCACUUGGUUCCAUUUCUGCUACAGUGCUUGCUAGCUUCACCCACAGUGAAAUCUCAUUGGUCCCACUUCACGUAACUACAUUCUUCUGAUUGGCUGUCAUUGUGUCAUGUUGCAUAGCUGUUUUGCGUUCAGUCGCAUUGUGCCUGGUUAGGAUGUGCUAAGAUGCUUUAUCAGUAUAUUUCACUUUCACAUUCAAUUUACACUAUUGUUCAAAAGUUUGAGGUCUGCUCACCAUAAAUAUAGUAAAAAAAAUACUGUGAAAUAUUAUUACAGUUUAAAAUAAUUAUUUUCUAUUUGAAUAUAUUUUAAUAUGUCACUUAUUCCUGUGAUGGCUAAGCUGAAUUUUCAGCAUCAUUACUCCAGUCUUUAGUGUCACAUGAUCCUUCAGAAAUCAUUCUAAUAUGCUGAUUUGCUGCUCAAGAAACAUUUCUUAUUAUUAUCAAUUUUGAAAACAGCUGAACUGCAUAAUAUUUUUGGGGAAAGCGAAAUACAGGGUUUCAGGUUUCUUUUUGAAAAACAAAGUUCAGAAGAAUUUACUGUCACUUUUAAUCAAUUUAAAGCGUUCUUGCUGAAUAAAAGUAAUUUCUUUAAAAACUGACCUCAAAUUUUUGAACUUUAGGUGUAGAUCAGACUGAUCUGUGUCUCAGGUGGGGUGUGAGACAUCAAUUACUGCAGAAAAAUGUGAAUUUUAUUCUGAAUCUUUGUAUCAGUUGUUGUUUUGCGUGCACAACUGGUAAAAUCUAACGAGAAAAGCAAAAUUCCUUUUAUAACUAGGUGUAAUUGUUAUUCUCUUCCUGUUAAGGCGGCAUCUUAAUGAAUGCGAGUCCUUUCUAGCCUGACCAAGAGACUGUUAAAACUGUAUAGUCGUCAUGUCAGAAGACUCAAUGUUUAGUGUUUUGAUGGACCCGUAGAGCUAGUAUCCUUGUCAAUAGUAUACUGUAUAUGUUAAUGCUUAACAUAUCUAAACUAACUUGGGUUAUAGGAGUGUUUAUAUAAUUCCGGUCUGAUUUCCAAAGAAAAAAAAAAAAAAAUGACGCUGCAAAACAGCUGUUACACUUUAUUCAAAUGAUGUGAAACUUCUCUUGCUGAGCGUUUCUACGUUCAUAUGCUCAUUGAAAGAGCAGCGGCUUUGGAUCUAAAUAUGUAUCGAGUCUUAUUACUUAAUUAUAUCAGCAUUUAAUGAUUUAAUGAACUCUUUACCUAUCUAUCCACCCCUUGGAAGCAGUUUAUCUAGAGCUGUCACAUUUUCUCAUGCAGAUUUUUAGGAUCUGAAGAUGAAUUGAUAGGGUUUUAUGCACUGAACUAAAUGGUCUUCAAAGGGAUAGUUCACCCAGAAAAUGACAAUUUACUACUGCGGAUGACAACAAAAGGCAAUAUUUUGCAGAAUAGUCACACUGCUCAAAAAAGAACCAUAAAGAGUCAUAAAAGUAGUUUGAUGAAACUUAUACACUAUAUUCCAUGUCUUCUUAAACCACAAUUUGAGUCAAAUUGAAGUGAUUAUUUACUGAAAAUUGCCAUAUUAUGUACGUAAUAUAAUUUGGCAUUAUGAGACACACUGACGUUUGGCAUCGCUGACAUUAAAGGGAUGGUCCUCCCAAAAAUUCUGUCAUCAUUUACUCACCCUCAUGUCGUUUCACACCCGUAUGACUUACUUUCUUCUGUGGAACAUAGAAGAAGAUAUUUUGAAAAAUGUUGGUAAAUAAAGAGUUUUGGUUUAUUUACCAACAGAUGCUUUGUUGUCUUCCAUUGUAUAUGGAUGAAAAUACAAUGCAAGUCAAUAGGAACCAAAACUGUUUGGUUAUCAACAUUCUUCAAAAUAUAGUCUUUUGGGUUCAGCAGAAGAAAGAAAUGCAUACAGGUUGUAAAUUACAGAAUUUUUGCUUUUUCUGGUGGACUCUACCUUUUUAAUUGAAGACUAAAAUCACACACUUUUUGAUGUACGUGACUCAAUAAUGACAGGAUUUUUAUUUUGUGUACUGUUCCUUUAAAUCUAAUCUGAUUUCCACAAUUAUUUCCACUGAUCCAAACUAAACCUCUAAAGUCCGUUUAGUUUGAUGAAUUAAACCUAUAAUCUGCCUUGGUGCCUUGAGACACACCCGCCUCAAUCAGAUUUGUGACACUAGAGAUGUAUAAAGCACAUUGUCGUAUUCUACAAUACCAUUACACGCUAAUAAAAUAAACUGACAUUCUUCAAAGACUUUCAUUAAUGCUCCAUUUACAGUUUGAUGUGAGUCUCAAAUGAAAAAAUUCCAGAAGUUUUGCACAUCAGAUUUUUUUGGGCCAUAAUGUAGGGUUGUGUAUUUGUGUGUUUGACCAAGUAUGUACAUGUAUAUGGGUGCAAUAUGGUUUGCAAAUGUAUUGUGAAGUAGUUUGUGUAUGUGUGCUUAUGCGAAGCACAGAUGCUCUGUUGCUCAUUGUGUUUUAACCAGUGCGGACAAACUAUGUGAGACACUACUGUUCAGGGAGGUGGACAUUAUUCAACUAAAUAAAGAUAUAACUAAUUUAAA